AUGAUGCGCCUCGUCGGUGGUGUUUUUCUCGUCCUAGCCCUAGUCCCGACAAUCGGCGCCGCAUCGCCUGAUGACGAGGCGGAAAUGCCAGAGAUAUUCGUCCCAAGAUAUUGCGAGGCGGACGAUUUUUCGGGGGAUUGCGAGACGAGCUACGCCAUUGGGGAUGAGUUACCCGAUCCACCAGACGCAGUUCCGUUGGACCGAAAGGCACCGCCAGUGAUUUAUGACGAGCCAAAGCCGUUGUCGCGGAUUACGGUAGAGGAAUUGGAUGGCCGGCAGAUUGAUGGGGAGAUGAUGGACGGCCGAAACGCUACCGCUGCACCCAUCAACAACACAACACUACCACCCGAAAUUCCCGAAUUCACCGGCGACAAAAAAGUGCCGGUGUUUGUGGUGACGGUCACCUGCUUCACCAUGGCGGCGCUUGGAUGUGUUGUGGUGACGCUGCGCUCACGUGCCGACGAGCGACGCACACGUCUCGCCCAGGAGGCGCUGCGCAAUCAGAUUACCCGCGAGGUACAAGAGCAUCGUGAUAGGAAACGCGGCGAGCCGAAGCACUCCUCAAAAAUCGAGGGAAAGACCGGCUCGCAGUCUCCACAAAAAAUGACAAAAACCGCCAAGCAGAUAUCGGCCCCGCCGCGAAACAUUCCUACCGGGCCGAGCGCCGCCAGUCGCCAGCAGACCCGUCGUGAUGGCUGGGAAAAACCG
Mesorhabditis spiculigera is the source of this 708-nucleotide messenger RNA. The record is from the annotation of a GenBank genome assembly. NCBI's taxonomy places the organism in Eukaryota, Metazoa, Nematoda, Chromadorea, Rhabditida, Rhabditidae.